CUGUCUUUUUUUUUGCGACCAACGCGCCACACGCGGCUGUUUACCUAGACUAAAACACCUAAUCUGGCCGAAUCUCACUUUCUAUCUCUAACAACCCUUGCGUCCUCUUCAGCUGUUAUCCCACUAACAAGACCCUCACUACCACUACUGUGUGCGCCCGCCAACGUCAACCAUGCCCCGCCGCGCUCCCUCAACCAACACCCCCACUUCCGAUACAACCACCACCACAGCGUCUCCAGCGAAGGUCCGGUGGCCAGCCACAUUCACAGAUGGCUUGCCGCUUCCAAAAAUAGUCGUCUUCGACCUCGAUUACACUCUCUGGCCCUUUUGGGUCGACACGCACGUUACCGCCCCGCUUAAGCCUACCGAAGGCGGCUUAAAAGCAAAGGACCGAUAUGGCGAGGGCUUCGGCUUCUACAGUGAUGUCGGGGGUAUCCUAGAAGCAGUACGAUCGCCCCAAAUCCCCUAUCUGAUCACAUCGACAACUAACUAAGCUGCUAUAGCUCAAAGCCAAGAAUAUUCUCAUCGGCGCUGCCUCUCGCACCUGUGCACCAGAUCUCGGU
Messenger RNA from Bipolaris sorokiniana ND90Pr, 563 nucleotides. RefSeq lists its product as uncharacterized. NCBI's taxonomy places the organism in Eukaryota, Fungi, Ascomycota, Dothideomycetes, Pleosporales, Pleosporaceae. Gene Ontology annotation, molecular function: acid phosphatase activity. The transcript has a single exon. The record is from RefSeq and is a predicted model, not a curated record. The coding region runs from base 173 to 493 and encodes 106 amino acids.